Molecule: messenger RNA, 2184 nt
Organism: Suillus paluster
Lineage: Eukaryota; Fungi; Basidiomycota; Agaricomycetes; Boletales; Suillaceae
Exons: 6
Coding region: 1-2184 (727 amino acids)
Cellular component (GO): mitochondrion
Source: RefSeq, a predicted model, not a curated record
AUGCCCGUACCUAUUCCCGAGACACGCGGAAACAAGGCUAAAUAUGUAGCAUUACCGAAAGAGAUUACGAAUACAUCAAGCAGGUUCGCUCUCGACGCUCUCGAUUCCCCUUGGAACUUGCGCUUUGCGCACUCGGAUAAAUCAAGCAGAUCCUUUGUCCACAUUGAGCGUUCAUCCAGACCGGAGGUGACGAUGCAGCGCAACGGCCACGUCGGCCAUGUCGAUGCUGUUGCGCCGGAGAAGUCCUUACUACCCGGUACUGUCCCAUUACCACAGGCAUCGGCCUCGACCACUGUCAUUGAAUGGGAUUGGGACGUCGAACACCAUGACCGAAAGCUCGAAGCUAAAGCAGACGCAGCCCUACAUGGUGCACAGCCCUUUCAAGUCGACCGAAGAGUCCUCAAGGAUGUCGUACGAGAAAUGACGGGUUGUGAAGUCGGGACAAUAAAUUUCCUCAGUUCUGGGACUUUUCAUAAGGCGAGUGCACAGCUUGCGUAUCUUGUUACUCUUGCUGACACACGAGAGCUGGUUGCUCGCGUCGCUCGUCGGUUCAUGCCUCGCCUUAAGACUGAGUCUGAGGUGGCUACUAUGCACUACCUUCGCGAACGGACAUCCAUUCCUGUUCCAGAUGUCUAUCAUUAUGAUGCGAAUCCCUACAAUCGCCUAGGGGGCGAGUAUAUCCUCAUGUCCAAGGCAAAGGGCGUUCCUCUGUCACGCGUAUACCACACCCUCUCUAAUGAGGAGCUCAAAUCUCUGUUUGCAAAUGUCGCAUCUAUAAUAGUGCCGUUGUUUGCACAGCGUUUCUCGCAUAUCGGAUCACUAUAUCUUGAGGGUGCAGGCGCGGGUGCAACUCCUCUCUCGGUUGGGUCAUCGAACUCUCCCACACCAACCGCGACGCGUCCUAUCAUUAAUGGCUUUAAAUUCAUGCCACUGUUGUCCAUGAGCUCUUCCUCCUCUAAUAUUCCUACCGCAGUACCCCUGAGCAGAGCAGUCUCACGGUCAGCUUCGGCUCGAGAGUCUCAUAUUGGUCCCAUCGUGUCCUGGCCCUUCUUCGGAUCGAAUCGGGGAGACCUCUCUCAUCCAGACGAGAUCGACCGUGGACCGUGGACUAGUACUCAUUCGUAUCUUGCCUCAUGCGUCGACCGCGAGGUCCGGGGCGUGGUUCUCGAGAACGAGGGUAAGUCGGCACCGCACCGACUGCAUCUAGACCCGGACGAGAUUCAGUCCUCUCGCCAUCACCACUUGAAUGCAGUCCCUGGCGAUCAGAGUGAUGAGAGUGAUGAAUGGGACGCGCAGGAGAGUGAGGAGGAAUGGGAUGGCCCUGGUGACGUCAUGUACAGGGAUUACAGGCGCAUGCAGAGAAGCACGUUCCUAGUUGCGCAUAUCAUGCGACGGGAGGAAUCUGUACGAAAAGAGAUGGGUCGCUGGAUGCGCAUGAUGGAGAGACUUGGGGCGAAUCAUUCUGGGGAGACGGAAGAGUUCGGCCUGGACUGCCACGACAUAAGCCUUGAGAACGUGUUUGUCGACGAAAACAACCACACAGAAAUAACAUGUGUUAUUGACUGGGAGUCUACGACAACCCGGCCGCUCUGGGCAUGCGCGCAUCUCCCAACCUUCCUGCAAUCCAGUCCGUUCACGACUCGUAUGUUCCGAGAGGCGGUCGAGAACUUGGCUCUCGAUCGAGCCUUUCAGCCAGUGCAGCCGGGGAAGAACAAUAUUAAACCUGUGAACGUAGUGGCAGCUGCGAAAGAGUGGUUGCAUUAUGAAGCCAUCGGUGCACGGCUGCGCAUGGCUCACAGGUGCGCCGAAUGGGACGGGUGGGAAGAGGGCCUCGUCGACAGUAUCCUUGGGCCCGAAGACACUGAGGACGAAUGGUUCAAGGACGCCGAGUGUACUGCAGAUGCGCUGUCCGCUUCAGGCGUGCCUGUGUACGCGGAAAGCGAGGCUAGCAGCUCCGGGGCUAAUUCCGGUGCCUUGAAGGCUGCAUCCUUCAAGCUGAGAAAGAAGGCUGGGCACAUACCCUUGAAGAAGGAGCGGGAGAAGGAGCAGAUGCUGAAUAUCACUGGGGAUAUUUGCGGUGGGCGGGGCGGGGAGCUCGGGCGCAGGCUUGAGGCCUGGCUGAGUGUCAAUGGGGACAAAAGUCGGAGGGGUCGGGAUGAGGAGUAUGAUGCGGAGGCGGAGUGA